AGACUGUGUGUGUUUGCUGCUAAUGCUGCUGCGUCUUUGUUCACACUUAUUGUACAGGUAUGUUUCUUUUUGUUGCUCCCAUGACACUUAUUGUGCAGAUUGUAUCUGGGUAUUUUGUGGAGCAUUGCUAGCUCCUUCAUUCGAUACCCACAGAAUGAGGAGACUGUGUGUGUUUGCUGCUAAUGCUGCUGCGUCUUUGUUCACACUUAUUGUACAGAAAUAAAUCACGCCACAGUUUCGGCUAAAGUGAGAUCCUGUCCCUUUCUUCAUUAAACGAGACUCAACACAACGUAGAGCGUAGCAAGGGUCUGCCUAGAAGUGGGCCCAAACCGGCUACACAAGGAUAAUGCAUUUGUGUGUGUGCUUCGUCAUAAACGUUCCACAAUCAACUUUGCUGCUCAUCCCAGAAAUGCAUGAUCUUUAUGAAUGGGUCACUGUGAAGGGAAAUGAGCAGGCUUUCUAAUUACAGGUUCGUAAAAUACAGCAGAUUUGGGGCGCGCGAACAUGCGCUCCACUGAUUGAGCGGGGUGUCAAAACGGGAUCUACCACUGCGCAGGUUUUGCGAGGGGUGGCAGGUUUGAAAAUAGAGCCCGUAGACUGUAUAUAAGAUGGACAGAGUCUGCCUCCUCGCUGGGUGACGCCACUCCGAGAACAGCACCCUCUGAUGGUGGGCUGCAGUACAGGUCAUAAAUCCCGUCUCCGCCAGCAAAGCUUAUGGGACUGUGGACAAACUUUAGAAAUUUAUUACACAGAACAUAAAUUUUUCUCCCCCCUGGUUGUGAUGUUGACAUGUAGUUACAGUAAGACUGGUUUGUGCCCAAGUCCUUUUUUUCUGUACAGCUCCGUUUUUAAAAGUUAUUAGGGGGUUCAUGUUUUCUAUGAUUGACACCUGGUACAGCCUAUGGGCGUUCAGGGAUUGCAUAGCUCUCCCGGGGGGAUACGCUGUUUGAGCCAAGCGUCAUCACAAGGACUCUUGGUGACUGCGCGGCCGAAUGCGCACAACGUUACUGCACAGCUCUGGUUUCAAGGAAGUGGAGAAAAACCCGGAAUUACCGAGAGCUUUUUGGCUUCAAAUCCGUAUACAGGUGGAAGGCGGAACCAGGUUGUCCAUCUUAUAUACAGUCUAUGAUUCCACCGAAUAACUACGUAAAAUAAUUUGCCCUCUCAUCAUCUGCCUGGUACCACUGCCGGCAAAUGUGCAAAAUAUGAAUGCAGGAGAGAGGACAGUGAAGUCAGAGAUUUAUACAUGCUAUGUUCCCAUCAAUUGACAUCAAUUCCAUUGGAGUAGUGCAACAAAUAUUUUUUUUGUAACUAUGGUUUAUUUAAUCAUAUUGUCACAACUUCAAAUGUUUUCGCCAAUCUUAAUGUAUGGUUGAAAAUUGUGAAACAUUUCAUUUAUCUUUGUUUUGUUGCUUCUAUCAUAGAAGUAUAUCCACAACACAUGGUCAAGAGCUACCAGAAGGUCUUGCAACACUACAGAAGAGGCAAGAAUUUAACUGUGUCCUACAAGGCUGUUCGGGUGGACUGGAAUACCAUUGUUGGGACUGCCCCCAUUGCAGAGCUGACCAUUGCCUCGCCAGAGCAGGACAGGGAACUGCUGAAGGGGCACUCAAGGCUGCAAAAGCUGCAGACAUUUGUAUUGCAGUGUGCCAACUUUAUUGAAAAUGACCCUGUGUUAUUGGCCGAGAUAGAAAACAUGAAAAAGACUUCUCCGCAAACUUCUCCCUUUCCUUAAGAGGAAAUAGAAGUGAAGAAAGUGGAGUGGGUGGGGUAGUUUUAGUUCUAGUUAAUUUGUUAAUAAAUGUUCCAUACAGUUGUCAUUGUUAUAUGGGUGGAUUUUUUUUUUUGUUUUAACAUUAUUGUAACUGUUUUAUAUAUUAUUUCAUAGCAUACUG
This is a messenger RNA of Xyrichtys novacula (pearly razorfish), 1895 nucleotides long. NCBI's taxonomy places the organism in Eukaryota, Metazoa, Chordata, Actinopteri, Labriformes, Labridae. The record is from the annotation of a GenBank genome assembly.